This is a messenger RNA of Mizuhopecten yessoensis (Yesso scallop), 1507 nucleotides long. RefSeq names its product testis, prostate and placenta-expressed protein-like. Bases 131 to 751 code for a protein of 206 amino acids. The transcript is spliced from 8 exons. NCBI's taxonomy places the organism in Eukaryota, Metazoa, Mollusca, Bivalvia, Pectinida, Pectinidae. The record is from RefSeq and is a predicted model, not a curated record.
UGUGACGUAACGACCCAUUGUUGCUGGUUGCUAAGGGUGACGUUGUCGGUGUCUAGGACGGACAGUUGGCGGCAAACAUUAGCGGUGGUGUACUUUAUCGAACCGUUAACUCAAAGAACAAUCAGGGAAGAUGACGACCGUAGGUGUGGACCCCGGGUGUAACAAUCGGUCACAGCCCAUGAGGAUUCCCAGUUACUCGUACCAAUAUCCCUCACAUCGGAAGGUGCAGUUGGCCGCCGUCAAGGAUGGCCUUUUCCAUCCCAAACUUCCCAGUUUCCGGAGAAUGGAUAUGGAUACUGCCGGACACAAGCUCCCGGACGAGCAUUGCCGGACAACCACAGCCUGUGGUCCAGAGGACUUCAAGAGGUCCACGUCAACGCUGUUUGAUCCCCCAAAGAAACAAAUGUCUAGUCUGGAAAUAACACAAACAGGAAAACAGCUCCACAGACACUACACAACGCCCGACGAACUCAAGAAAGCGAAAGAAGAAUGGUCCGAUUUCCUGAACAGAUCACCCGAGCGUUUUAAUAUUAAACUGCCGGAGCUUCCGAACAGCAAAGAUCAGCAGUUUUUGGGAUACUCUGUACGUUACCUCCGACCCGAGAUCACUAAAUCCUGGAGGUACACCCUAAAACAGGAACCAACGCUAGACCAGUACGGACAGAAACCAAUGCCGGCUAACGUCUUUGCGCGAUACAGGGAUACCUACCCACAGUACAGCAGGAACAUCGCUUCAGAGGCAUGGAGAUAGUCGGUUAACCAAUAGUAUUCAGUGUUUCAAGAGGAGACAACCAAUCAGGAGAUUUGUAACAAAAUUUCUCAAGGACCAACACUCAGUUUUGUUACAAACAUUUAUAACCAAUCGGAACUGUGAACACAUCAGUUAGUCAUUGCUCAAAUUUUAUUAUUGAGCAGUAUUGUUAAACCGAAUCCAGAUACUUGAGUAUAUUAGACGAAACCGUCACAACCGGGUGUGUGGAUCCGGAUUUACCCUAAAGUAUUAUCUAAAACGCCCAUCUCAGUAUUUGUUGUUAAAUGUUUUGUUUCAUUUUUUAUCAUAGUUUAUAGAUAAAGUCUAUUUAUGGAGUUGUUUACAAUAUUUGUCUUUUCCAAUGUGAUAUUUAUACCAUUCAUAUGCUUUUUGUUUAUGCACAACAUGUAUUUACAUAUAAAUCAAUCUGAAAUGACGCAGUUUCUGCGGAUAUAAUAUCAGAUUUAAAAAAAAAUGAAAGUACUAUUCUUUAUGUAACGUAACAUUUUCUUUAAUAUUUUUCUUUUUCGGAAACCGGUUUUAAAUCAGUUAAUGUAUCUCGACCUUAAUGAGUAAAAUAGCUUUGGUUAUUGUAUUUAUGGGAAAAGAUUUGACCAUUCCAGAUGUUUAUUUAUAUCUUCUUACGUUCAUGCUCAUCAGUAUUACAUAACGUUGUUGUUGUCACUUUCCAGAGUAUUAUAACAUGUUCAUGCAGUGCUGUGUUAAAUCUCUCUGUAAAUAAAUAUUUUACCAAAA